This is a messenger RNA of Zonotrichia leucophrys gambelii, 2213 nucleotides long. RefSeq names its product GLI pathogenesis related 2 (gene GLIPR2). The record is from RefSeq and is a predicted model, not a curated record. NCBI's taxonomy places the organism in Eukaryota, Metazoa, Chordata, Aves, Passeriformes, Passerellidae. Bases 336 to 800 code for a protein of 154 amino acids. Gene Ontology annotation, cellular component: extracellular region. The transcript is spliced from 6 exons.
GCCCAGUCAGUUUGACACCAAAAUUUUAGCCACAGAUUUUCAGGAUCCAGAUGAAAUUGCUCUACUGCAGAUGAGUUACACUAACUUCCUGAUUGUAAUGAUUCAUGCACUUCCUUUCAAAUUCCAUUUUUCCUUCUCAUGUGCUCUAUAGCCUAUUUCCAGAAAGAAUAUUUAUUACACCAGUCUUUACUAGCAGCGGUCGCAGGCGAAUGAAGAAGUUGAGCUGAAGCUGCGAACACUUCAUCCCGGCACUUAGCGGCAAAACUCAGACAAGAGAGGACGACGCAGGUGAAAUUAAAAAAAAAAAAAAAAAAAGAAAAGAAACCCACUCGGUCAUGGGGAAAUCAGCUUCCAAACAAUUUGCUGAAGAAGUCUUGAAAGUACACAAUGACUACAGGAAGAAACAUGGAGUGCCCCCAUUAAAACUCUGCAAGAAGUUAAACAGAGGAGCCCAACAGUAUGCAGAAGAACUGGCUACCACAAGAGUCCUCAAGCACAGCUCCGAGUCUGCUAAUGGGAAUUGUGGAGAAAACCUAGCAUGGGCAUCCUAUGACCAAUCAGGAAAAGAUGUGGCUGACAGAUGGUACAGUGAAAUAAAAAAUUACAGCUUUCAAAACCCAGGGUUUUCUUCUAGGACAGGUCACUUUACAGCAAUGGUUUGGAAGAACACAAAAAAGAUAGGAGUUGGAAAGGCAUCUGCUAGUGAUGGCUCAACGUUUGUAGUGGCUAGAUAUGAUCCAGCUGGAAAUGUAGUAAAUCCGGGCUAUUAUGAAGAAAAUGUUCUUCCUCCAAGAAAAUAACUUUAUUUUUUUUAAGGUAGUCUUAUUGCUUAAUGACAAGUGAACCUGGAUUUGGACCUAAUAGUGUUGAAAUGAAGCCCAAUUCAAUGAAAUCUGUUUGAUACUUCUGUUCAUGUCUCAGUGUGGAGGAAGCAAUUACAUUUUGCUUGAGUCAAUCUGCACAUCAGGCCCCUGCUGUUUCAGAGGGGACCUCAGGUUAUUUGAGGAUGAACUAUAAGCAGCAUUUCUGAAGGAUAACAUGGGUAAUUUUUUUUUAAUUGUUUGCAUGAACUCUGUGUCAGCAUGUGAGUAAACACAUGUUGGAUUUUUUUUUUUUUUUUUUGAACAAACAAAUGUAUAGCUUUCUGGAAACUGAAGAUACCAGCUUGUAAUUAUAUUAUGUACUCCCAGCUGUCCAAUACUUCUUAAUAACUGUACCUUAGUUGCUCUGUCUUUACCUCCUGCUGUUGUAGGACCCUACUCUCUGCAAAUGGAACACAUGCAAAACUUCCUGUAUGAAAGGUACACGUGUAAAAUGUAGUGGAAUUCAGACCUGUGUGUUUUUAUUAAGAGGAUCUUGCAGAACACUAAAAGGCUGCUGGCCAAACUGUGGCCAGCAACCAAGCUGUAACUAAUGCAUGAUCUAAAAAAAAACCCUAAAAUUUUUUAAUCCCAUUUUAGAUGCUGAUAUGUAAAAUAUGUUUGAGAUGAGUAUAUUUUAAGUUCAAAGUGCAUCCUACAGUUUACAGUACGUACCUUGUAUUAUAAUCAAAUUGUUUACUUCCAUUGCAUAAAAAUAAGAUUCUACUUUUUUGAUAUUUAUGCACAAAAAUAUUUCUUUGAUGGUGUACUUUGGAUUUUGUUUCUCAGUAACUUAUUUUUAUUUCCUAAGGCAUAUCUUUUAAAGGUGUCAUGCUAUACAGGCAAUAACAUUCGCAAAUCAUCUCAUCUUCUUUAAUAAUGUAACAGUAGGGGUAUUCACAUUGUCAUAAUUAAAAGAUGUUUGCUCUUUAUUAAUAUUAUUCAAUAAUAGUACUACUUCAUGUGCUGGAUUGAUGCCUUGAAAACAAUGAAGAUUUAAUUUCCUUAAGAACAAGCCAAGCAAAAAUUCUGGGGACACUCUUUCCUCUGAUUAAAAGUGGAUUGGGCCAUUUUGGCCACGUUCAUAUACUCUGCUUCAAUUUGGGGGUUUGUUUUCUUUGUAAAAGUUUCUCUUGACUUUUGCUGGGAUUCUAUAUGCCAUAAUCUAGUUCCUGGACAGUGCCAUUACAAAAAUACUUCUUUUUGUUUACACAGUUGUAAUAAACUGCACUCUUAUGGCUUGAUUAUUUGUCACUGUGAUGCUGUUUGUUACAAUUCUUUUGGUGUAACCAAGAAUUUGACACAUAUCAUGAACAACUGAAAAAUAAAUAUUUUUGAAUAUUAACUACUCAA